CCCUGGGUAAUUGAACUCCCGGUCCGUCUUGCAGUGCAUUUUGUGUAUCUAGAUGCCCGUCUUUGUCGGCGUAUCCGUAUCGGUGUAUCCGUAAACUGUUAGUGAAGUGCAACUCCGUCUCUCUGCCUGCCCCCGGUCGCUUGUCGCUUGUCGCUUGUCAAUCUAGGCACUGAUAACACAAAAAAUAGUAACCACGAAACGAAACAUAAACCAACAACAAGAAACCAACAGACAGGCACAGACACAGACACCGACACCGACACGGCAAGUGGCGUAUCUCUUUGAGUCGCCUCACCGUGUGUUCGUUGAUAAAUGCAUUUCAUGCGUUCCAGCUAUGUAAAUAGCAAUUUAAUUUGAGUGUCCACAGUAAACAUAAAAAGACCAAACCAAACCAAACCCAACCCAACCCAACCCGGCAUAUACACAGCUCCUACGAAAAGGGCAGUCAGCAAUUGGACUCGUCGCUGUCAUCUGCAGUCGCAGUCGCAGUCGUCUGGCAACCAAAUAUUGAAUAUUUACAAAUGCGUUGAGUGGAUUUUCGAGUGGCCCGGCACUUACUUGGCAGCAACACUCCAUACCCCAACCCGAAGCACUCCCACUGAGCCGCUGGAUAGUCGCCUGGCUGUAUCAACGGAUUGAAUUGUCAGCAUAUAAUAAAUACCCCUCAAUCCGAUUCGUGAGUGUGACUCGAGUGCGUGUGAGUGCGAGAAUCCCCCGCUAAUUGGCCAGAAAGGAAGAGAGAGCGAGCGAUAAAGGAGCACAAACAUGGAUAUGGAUGUGAUGAUGAUGAUGAUCUGGAUCUGCAUCCUGGCGAGCGCUUUGAUGGCUCCUGGCUGGGCAGAGGCGAACACAUCGCGCUUCGUUCGAUUGCCACAGAGUCAGUCCAUUGUGGAGAACGAGGCCGUUGACUUUGACUGCGAGGCGACGGAUCCCUCCAGCUAUUUGCACUACGAAUGGCUGCACAAUGGUCGUGAGAUUGCGUAUGACAAGCGUGUAUACCGCACUGGCUCACAUUUGCAUAUCGAGGCGGUGCAGCGGGAGGAGGAUGUCGGCGAUUAUGUGUGCAUUGCCACCAGCUUGGCCAGCGGCGCCAGAGAGGCUUCACCACCGGCCAAAUUGAGCGUUAUAUAUCUGGAGUCGGCCAGCGUGCAGCUGCUGGGCAGCAAUCGGAACGAGCUGCUGCUCAAGUGCCACGUGGAGGGCGCCUCCGGGGACGAGCCGCUGCAGAUCGAAUGGUACCGCGACAGCGCCAGGCUGAGCAGCUGGGGCAAUGUCCACUUGGAGCAGCAUCGGCUGCUGGUGCGUCAGCCGAGUGCCUCCGACGAUGGCCUCUACCGCUGCACUGCCUCGAAUGCGGCGGGUCGGGUGAUGAGCAAGCAGGGCUAUGUCUACCAGGCGAACAUCAAGUGUCUGCCGCGGCUGCUGAAGAAGAACCAGAAGCUGCCCGAGUCCUGGAGCAAGCAGACCUUCCUGUGCCGCGGCAAGCGGGGCGGCUCUGGUGGCCUGGAGCAGGCCCUGUCCCCUGCGCCCGAGGAUCUGCGCAUUGUCCAGGGACCCGCUGGCCAGCUGCUCAUCAAAGAGGGCGAUCCUGCCGCUCUCAGCUGCCUGUACGAGCUGCCCGCCGAGCUGCAGAACCAACGCAUACAACUCCGCUGGCGCAAGGACGGCAAGCUGCUGCGUCACGUGGAGCUCGGUGGCGCCAUUCCCAUGCCCGGACACACCCACGACUCUGGCAAGGAGGCGCUGCUGCGCGAGGACGGCCGCCUGGUGCUGCACAAGCAGAACGGCACCCUCAGCUUUGGCAGCAUCAUUGCCAGCGAUGCGGGGCAGUACCAGUGCCAGCUGCAGCUCGAGGGCCAUGCGCCGCUCAACUCCUCCCCCGGCAUCCUGGAGGUCGUCGAGCAGCUAAAGUUCAUGCCGCAGCCCACAUCGAAGAAUCUCGAGCUGGACGCAGCCGUGGCCAAGGUGCACUGCAAGGCACAGGGCACACCGCCGCCCCAAGUGCAAUGGCAAAGGGAUGGCGCUGGGAACAGCUCGCUGCCCGACCAGGUGGAGGUGGACAUCAAUGGGACGCUCAUCUUUCGAAAUGUGCGGGCCGAGCAUCGGGGCAACUACACGUGCCUGGCCAGCAGCAGUCAGGGCCAGAUCAAUGCCACGGUGGCCAUCAAUGUGGUGGUCACACCCAAGUUCAGUGUGCCGCCGGAGGGACCCAUCGAGACCACGGAGCAGGGCACUGUGGCGAUGCACUGCCAGGCCAUUGGGGAUCCCCGGCCGACGAUUCAGUGGGACAAGGACCUGAAGUAUCUCAGCGAGAACAACACGGAUCGCGAGCGGUUCAGCUUCCUGGAGAACGGCACCCUGGAGAUUCACAAUGUUCAGGUGGAGGACGAGGGCAGCUACGGCUGCACCAUCGGCAACAGUGCGGGCCUGAAGCGGGAGGAUGUGCAGCUGGUGGUGCGCAGCACCGGCGAUGGCUUUGCCCCCGAGGAGACGGGCGGCGAUGGCUUCCUGGUCACGCGUGCUGUGCUCAUCACGAUGACUGUGGCCCUGGCAUACAUUGUGCUGGUGGUGGGCCUUAUGCUGUGGUGUCGCUACCGUCGGCAGGCGCGGAAGGCACGCCUCAACGAGCUCAGCAUCAAGGAGGCUGGCGGCGACCAGCCGGAUGCCACCACCACAAAUGGCAAGGGAUCGGAGCAGGAGCCGUGCCUGUCGUCCAAGCAGCGUAAUGGCCAGAGCCAGGGCAAGUCCAAGUCCAACGGAGAUGCCCAGAAGUCGGAUGACACGGCCUGCAGCCAGCAGUCGAGAGGCUCCAAGAAAUCCGUCUACGAGCAGCUCGUCCUGCCCCGCUCGGGCCUCGGCGAGCUCCUGCAGAUUGGACGCGGCGAGUUCGGGGAUGUGUUCGUGGGCAAGCUGAAGGCAUCCCUGGUGGCGGCCAGCGCCACGUCGGACAAGGACGGGGACACUGACAAGCAGCACAGCAACAGCGAGAACGGAAGUGGAGGCAGUGGCAGUGGCAGUGGCAACGGCAGCGGCAGCACCACCCUCAGCACGCUGAACGAGAAGCGACGCUCGAAGACCUCCAUGGACGACAUCGAGGAGAUCAAGGAGGAGGAGCCCGAGCAGUCGGCACUCGACCAGCUCGUUCUGGUCAAGGCGCUGAACAAGGUGAAGGACGAGCAGGCGUGCCAGGAGUUCCGUCGCCAGCUGGAUCUGCUGCGCAGCAUCUCCCACAAGGGAGUCGCCCGUCUGUUUGGUCUGUGCCGCGAGAAGGAUCCCCACUACAUGGUCCUGGAGUACACCGACUGGGGCGACCUCAAGCAGUUCCUCUUGGCCACCGCUGGCAAGGUGAACACAGCCACGGCCACCUCCUCACCGCCGCCACUGACCACCAGCCAGGUGCUGGCCGUGGCCUACCAGAUUGCACGCGGCAUGGAUGCCAUCUACCGGGCACGCUGCACACACAGGGAUCUGGCCACGCGCAAUUGUGUCAUUUCCAGCGAGUUCAUCGUGAAGGUCUCCUAUCCGGCGCUGUGCAAGGACAAGUACAGCCGCGAGUACCACAAGCACAGGAACACACUGCUUCCGGUGCGCUGGAUGGCGCCCGAGUGCAUCCAGGAGGAUGAGUACACCACCAAGAGCGACAUCUUCGCCUACGGCGUGGUGGUGUGGGAGCUCUUCAAUCAGGCCACCAAGCUGCCACAGGAGGAGCUCACCAGCGAGCAGGUUAUCCAGCGGUCGCAGGCCGGCACCUUGGAGUGGACGGUGGCCGAGGCCACGCCCGACAGCCUCAAAGAGAUAUUGCUAUCCUGUUGGUUGGCCAAUCCCAAGGAGCGUCCGUCCUUCAGUCAACUGGCAUCCGCCCUGAGCAAGGCCAUGCAGAGUGGCGCCGAGAAGUGAGGAGGCCCCAGACUGAUUGAGCAAAUGCCAAAAAGUAAUUUCUAGAUUUGUUCCCCAAGUAUAACCCUACCCCUACAGGUAUUUCCCAACCAAGUAUUUUCUUUGCCAGGCUUAACACUAAGUUCUCUGCGCCUGUUUAACAUGCGUUCUAUAUAUGGAUACGUUUUAACUGUACAAAACAUAUGAUAUAUAUUACACCCCAUAUAACACACACACACACACACACAUAUAUAUUGUUCGAUAUUCCCCGAGUAAUCUUACGAUAUCUUCGAUAAUAGUAUUGCAUUUGCGUGGUGAAAUGUACAUAGAAACUGCCACAAAAUAUUUGCAUUUAGACCAGUUGAAAGCAUUUCUAGUAUUAGUGAAUAUUUUAAAGAUCCACACGUCACACAUCGGCAUUUUAUUAUAAAGAAUAAUUAAGAUAUAACUGAAUAAUCCGACGUAGGAGCUCUUUCGAACGCGAAAAGUAACAGAGAACUAAGCCAAAUUUUAGUUUUUAGCAUUGCGAAAUAUAUCCAUUUUUAAACACACUUCAAUAUUUAAAUGCAUACAUCUAUAGGUACGUUUUAUAUAGUGUUUACAGAUACAAUAGAAUAAGGAACACACACACACACACACACACACACAUUUAUAACUAGUAUUUUAAGCUUUGAUGCAUGUUUACAAAACAUUUAAAUAAACACGAAUAAAUAAAUUUAACCGACA
This is a messenger RNA of Drosophila subobscura, 4602 nucleotides long. It is a transcript of the gene otk, whose product is annotated as tyrosine-protein kinase-like otk. NCBI's taxonomy places the organism in Eukaryota, Metazoa, Arthropoda, Insecta, Diptera, Drosophilidae. Bases 766 to 3897 code for a protein of 1043 amino acids. The record is from RefSeq and is a predicted model, not a curated record. Gene Ontology annotation, biological process: homophilic cell-cell adhesion; axon guidance; dendrite self-avoidance. The transcript has 7 exons. Gene Ontology annotation, cellular component: plasma membrane; axon. Gene Ontology annotation, molecular function: protein tyrosine kinase activity; cell-cell adhesion mediator activity; ATP binding.